AUGCCUAGCGGCGGGGAGGGAAGGGAUAGGCAAAAGGGAAGAAGAGCGGGCUGUGAUACCCCCUCGACGCCGUCAAACACUGCUCCCCGCGCUGAAGAGCCCGGGGCCCACCCGACGGCAGCGCGCCCCGCCACCGCGCGGCCGCCCCGGUCCCUUCUCCCGCCCGUCUGUAGUAAAACAAUCGCUCUCCCGGCGUCUGCGGCCGCUGCCAGCGGUUCUGACACUGCAGGAAUGCGCGGUCUGGGGAAAGCUCCGCACUCUGGGGAGGGGCACGAGCGGGGUCGGGGAAGCUCCAAGAUGAAAGCGUGCAAUAACUACCAAUAUGGAUACCUCGCAGGGCCUGACACUAGCUUCUGGAUAAAAUGCAGGCGAUGGCUGCUGGCGGAUGCCGGCAGACACACUCAAAGGCCCUCUUGGACUUUCCGAGUUUCCCAUUCUCCUCUACUGGAGGCUGAGGCGGGCAGGCCCAGCGACGUCUCCCAGCCCCAACUGGGUUCGGACCUCAAGCCAAAAAUGAGAGGCGGCAGGAGAGCUUUUCUCGCCCAAAGAUGCUGGGUGGAAGCCGGAUCCAGCUGAAAAAUCUGAGUGAGAAGGUUUCAGGCCCAGGAGGACUUGAGAUA
This is a messenger RNA of Pongo pygmaeus (Bornean orangutan), 620 nucleotides long. RefSeq lists its product as uncharacterized. The record is from RefSeq and is a predicted model, not a curated record. The transcript is spliced from 2 exons. The coding region runs from base 1 to 576 and encodes 191 amino acids. Lineage: Eukaryota; Metazoa; Chordata; Mammalia; Primates; Hominidae.